AUAUGGGAUAAUAAAUCACCUUUAUUUAAAGAAAAGAAGCUACUAUCCCACCUACAUAAGCAUUCCCAGAAUCUCAGUUCACUUUAUUUUUCUCGAGAAACAAACAAAGGAGAGAAAAUGAAGAAGUGGAGUGUAGUUAUUUUCUUGGUGAUUCUUGCAACUCAGAAACAGGGGAUCUUUCUUCAAGUAGAAGCAGCAAAUGGGUUCAUAAGUACCAGGGGAGUGCAAUUUAUGUUAAAUGGCAGUCCAUUUUAUGCAAAUGGAUUCAAUGCUUACUGGCUCAUGUAUUUUGCAACCGACAAUUCUAUGAAAGACAAAGUUUCUUCAGUUUUUCAAGAAGCUAGAAACCAUGGCCUCUCACUUGCAAGAACUUGGGCUUUUAAUGAUGGUCAAGAUAGAGCUCUUCAAUCCUCUCCUGGCUCCUACGAUGAACAGGCCUUUCAGGGAUUGGAUUUUGUAAUAUCUGAAGCAAAGAAAAAUGGGAUUAAGCUAAUUUUGAGUUUGGUGAACAAUUAUGAAAGCUUUGGAGGGAAAAAACAGUAUGUGAACUGGGCUAGGAGUCAAGGCCAGUCUGUUUCAUCUGAUGAUGAUUUCUUUACAAAUUCUUUAAUCAAAGGUUACUAUAAGAAUCAUAUCAAGACUGUGCUUACGAGACGCAAUAGCAUCACCGGAGUUGCUUAUAAAGAUGAGCCGACGAUAAUGGCUUGGGAGCUUAUGAAUGAGCCCAGAUGCACCUCUGAUCCUUCAGGAAAAACCAUUCAGAGUUGGAUUUCGGAGAUGGCUUCUCACUUGAAAUCCAUAGAUAGCAAUCACUUGCUGGAAGUAGGCUUGGAAGGGUUUUACGGGCAAUCUUCAUCACAAAAACAGCAAUACAAUCCAAAUUUUCAGAUAGGUACAGAUUUCAUUGCAAAUAAUCAGAUUCCAGGCAUCGACUUCGCCACUGUUCACUCGUAUCCUGAUCAAUGGUUACCCAGUGCAGAUGAUGAGAGGCAGAAAUCUUUCUUGAACAAUUGGCUCAACAAUCACAUUGAGGAUGCACAGAACAUACUUCACAAGCCACUUCUAUUUGCAGAGUUUGGGAAAUCAUCGAAAACGGCCGCAUAUAAUCAAAGGGAUCAGCUCUUCAAUACAGUCUACUCUGCUAUUUAUUCAUCGGCUAGAGCCGGAGGUGCUGCUGCAGGCGGCAUGUUCUGGCAACUUCUUACUGAAGGAAUGGACUCGUUCCGCGACGGAUAUGAGGUGGUUUUCAGUGAGAAUCCCUCAACAGCUGGCAUUAUAGCUGAUCAGUCGCAAAAACUUAACAAGAUAAGGAAGAUGUAUGCAAGACUUAGAAAUAUUGAGAAGUGGAACAGAGCUCGACAGAUUAGAACAGCUCAAUGGUGGGCUAGUACUAAUAGCACUAAUGUAGAAAACUGAAAAAAAAAAAAACAAGUCGUUAAACAGUUUCCAUUAUAUCAUAGUAGUAAAAUAUCUAUAUCUCUAAAGAACAAAGAGUGUAUCUAGAUCGUGCCAACUCAUGAGCUAUUUGGAAUUGAUUUAAAAAUUAUUUAAAAUCGAUUUGAUGUUAACAGAAUCAAAAUCGAUUUGAUGUUAACAGAAUCAAAAUCGAAUUUGAAUAACUUAAGUCAAUUAUCGAAUCGAGCUGGAGUUCGAGCUCCUAGUCAGUCAAUUGUCGAGCUGAAUUCAAAUAUCAACAUAUUUAGCUCAAUAGAUGAGCAAAUCUAAUCGAACUUUAAUUAAUUUA
Molecule: messenger RNA, 1744 nt
Organism: Mercurialis annua (annual mercury)
Lineage: Eukaryota; Viridiplantae; Streptophyta; Magnoliopsida; Malpighiales; Euphorbiaceae
Product: mannan endo-1,4-beta-mannosidase 7
Exons: 5
Coding region: 118-1416 (432 amino acids)
Molecular function (GO): hydrolase activity, hydrolyzing O-glycosyl compounds
Source: RefSeq, a predicted model, not a curated record